UUUCGAUUGCUGUUAUCCCGACGCUACCAGAUUAUGGGCUUCAUGGUCAAACUUGGGCCUAAUAAGAAGGCCCAGUAACCAACGUGGCAGAAGAAUUUUGAAUAACUCUCAACGUGCCAUGAUCAACCCCACUUGUGAGAGGGACUCCAAUUUUAAAACGAGACAUGGUGUUGACAAAAUGCCAUUAACCAUCGUAAAGACCUUGUGCUGAGUACGUAGUAACGAACGGAGGAAUGUGGCGGUUUGUGUCUCGUCGCGUUCGAGCUGCGAGGAGAUCGGAAUCUGAUGGUGCUCUCAUCAGUUCUCAAGUCUCCACAAGAUUGUUCUCUGCUCGUUCGACGACAAGAGAUUAUACAAUCGUUGAUCAUAAGUAUGACGCGGUUGUUGUAGGAGCAGGUGGUGCUGGACUUAGAGCAGCUAUAGGACUAUCAGAACAUGGUUUUAACACAGCUUGCAUCACUAAGCUUUUUCCUACUCGUUCUCAUACAGUUGCUGCUCAGGGAGGUAUAAAUGCUGCAUUGGGUAAUAUGACUGAAGAUGACUGGCGAUGGCAUAUGUAUGAUACCGUCAAAGGAAGUGACUGGUUAGGUGAUCAAGAUGCAAUUCAGUAUAUGUGCAGGGAAGCUCCAAAAGCUGUGAUUGAGCUUGAGAAUUACGGGUUGCCGUUUUCUCGAACAGAAGAUGGAAAAAUAUAUCAACGAGCUUUUGGUGGUCAGAGUCUCGACUUUGGAAAAGGUGGCCAAGCAUAUCGUUGCGCAUGUGCUGCUGACCGCACUGGGCAUGCUUUGUUACACACUCUUUAUGGCCAAGCGAUGAAACAUAACACUCAAUUCUUUGUUGAAUACUUUGCCCUUGAUUUGAUUAUGAACAGUGAUGGAACAUGUCAGGGAGUCAUUGCACUGAACAUGGAAGAUGGCACUUUACAUCGUUUCCACGCUGGCUCUACGAUCUUAGCCACUGGGGGGUAUGGGAGAGCUUAUUUCUCAGCAACCUCAGCACAUACAUGCACAGGGGAUGGAAAUGCCAUGGUGGCACGUGCCGGGCUUCCGCUACAGGACUUGGAGUUUGUUCAGUUUCAUCCUACUGGUAUCUAUGGAGCUGGAUGUCUCAUUACUGAAGGAGCUCGAGGCGAAGGUGGGAUUCUCAGAAACAGUGAAGGGGAGAAAUUCAUGGACCGGUAUGCUCCAACAGCUAGAGAUCUUGCUUCAAGAGAUGUUGUCUCAAGAUCUAUGACUAUGGAGAUCCGGGAAGGGCGUGGUGCAGGACCUAUGAAGGAUCAUAUUUACCUUCACCUAAACCAUCUACCACCAGAUGUUCUUAAGGAGAGGCUUCCUGGUAUAUCUGAAACUGCUGCUAUUUUCGCGGGUGUCGAUGUUACAAGAGAGCCUAUUCCUGUGUUGCCUACUGUGCAUUACAAUAUGGGUGGCAUUCCCACCAACUACCAUGGAGAGGUGAUUACUGGUGAUGAUCCAGAUUCUAUAGUUCCUGGACUAAUGGCUGCAGGAGAAGCAGCAUCUGCAUCUGUCCAUGGCGCCAAUAGGCUUGGUGCAAACUCACUUCUUGACAUUGUUGUUUUUGGCCGAGCUUGUGCAAACAGAGUUGCAGAGAUUCAAAAACCAGGCGAGAAACUGAGACCUUUAGAGAACGAUGCUGGUGAGAAGAGUAUUGAAUGGUUGCACCGACUAAGGAACUCAAAUGGGUCGCUUCCAACUUCUAAAAUCAGAUUGAACAUGCAAAGAGUCAUGCAAAACAAUGCUGCUGUCUUCCGUACACAAGAAACACUAGAGGAAGGUUGUGAUUUGAUCGAUAAGACUUGGGACAGUUUUGGUGAUGUCAAAGUGAAGGAUAAGAGUUUGAUAUGGAACUCGGAUUUGGUAGAAACUAUGGAGCUGGAGAAUCUUUUGAUUAAUGCGUGUAUAACAAUGCAUUCUGCUGAGGCUAGAAAGGAGAGUCGUGGAGCACAUGCUCGUGAGGAUUUCACGAAACGAGAUGAUGAGAAUUGGAUGAAGCACACACUGGGGUAUUGGGAAGAAGGGAAGGUGAAACUGGAGUAUAGACCCGUCCACAUGAACACAUUGGACGAUGAGGUUGACACUUUCCCUCCUAAAGCUCGAGUAUAUUGACAUUUCAUAAACCUCCUUUUUCCAAGAACUUAUGGUGAGUUCGAGGUCACCUUUCUCUAUAACAAUUCAACUGUAUUUUGAAACAUAUCAUCCGAUUGAAUAAUUCUUAUAAAAAUGUGGAUAUGUGUUGUUAUUGUUCGCAUUUGUUUCCAGAGGUGAUUCUUCACCCAUCACACAAAUUUUUAUAAUAUACAAUAUGUUAUAUCUACACUAUAAUAAAGUAAUGAAAAUUUGGUUUCUCUUUUGAGAAUUACUUGUAAUCCUAACCGGCGCAUUAGCAUGGAUAAUGUUAUUUUAAUUAUGAGAAAUAGUUUCAUAAUAUUAGGAAUUUUUAAUCUGGUAAAACCAAAUCAAUUAAAGUCGAACCUAGAUAGAUAAAGUGAUUUGCAUUUUUUUACUGUGAUUUGUUCUCUUAUAUAUUUAACAUUUUGUUCAUCAUUUUAAAAUACCGCUAAAAAUGUAUUUAUCGAUAUUUAAGUUUUGAUUUGAAAAAAAAACAUAAGCUAAGCUUUACCAAUUCGUGGUAUUUUAGAAUAAAAAUGAUAAGAGAGGGAGAGGAGAGAGGGAGAGAAUUCUAAUGUAAUUUAAUGUAAACAAAAAUUAAAUUUCAAUAUAUUUCUAAAGUUAUUGAUAUGCAAUUAUUGUAAAUUAAAAUUAACAUAAUCAUAUAUAAAUAUAUAUUAAAAUCACUUAAAUAAAUAUGUAUUUCAUGAUAUUAAUAUAAAUCAAAGUUGAUAAAAAAUAUAAAUCAAAUAAAACAAAACAAAACUUGGAGCUUAAUUUGAUUUAUUGUGUGUGCAUACCUCUAUAUAUAUAUUUAUUAUUAUAUAAAUAGAAAACUCUAUAUUAAUUUAGAAUGAUUUGUAGUUUAAUAGUGUUUGAAGAUUAAUUAUCAGUUUCCAAAUAGUUAAUUUUCAGUUUCCAGUCUAAAUGUAAAGCAAAAAAAAAAAAAAAUUACUUUCCCCAAAACUAGAAAAUUUACUCUUUUUGAGUGGGCGGCGAAUCCAAAUAUGAAAUUUAGCUAAACAUAGAUUUUCGGAUUUCAUUCCACUAUAAAAGAGAUUAGAUAAUGUGAACAAAACGAUUCACUAUAAAAUCACAUCCGAUAUCUCUUUGAGUGCACUCGUAACAUAUCAAAGAUGGAUCUUAGAGAAGCUAUGAGAAAGCAAAACGACGUUGCAGUGAACCUUUCCAUGAACGUCUUAUCUUCCGCGACCAAAGAUUCUAAUGUAAUCUUCUCGCCGGCGUCAAUCAACUCUGCGAUCACCAUGCACGCCGCUGGUCCCGGAGGAGAGUCAAUCGCUAGUGAAAUCCUCUCCUUCCUCAGAUCUUCGUCAAUCGAAGAGCUCAAGACCAUCUUCCGCGAAAUAUCCUCCGUCGUCUUCGCCGAUCACAGUGCAAGUGGCGGCCCAAAGAUCACGGCCGCGAAUGGCUUAUGAGCCUAUGCUUUAGAGUCCAUUAUCCUGGUCACCUAACACUGAUAUGAGCCUAUGCUUUAGGGCCUAUUUGAAUACCCAGAGAUAGGGUCUAUCCGUGGGCUGCACCUCUUUUGGGGAUUAGUCUUGGCCUCUCCAUGGGCCUGAGAUACCCCAGGUUAAUAAAAAAAAAAAAAGUUACAAGGAUCUCUUCGAAAACUUCUUCAACUCCGUGUAUGCUCCAGUUGAUUUCCGAUCAAAGGUAAAGUUUCAUCUUUUAUUCAGAAAAUUAGGGUUUCGUCCCCCUAGAAAAAUAUAAUAAAAUAAUUUGUUUACAAAAAACAAAAACAAAAUAAAUUAGAGUUUCUGAGAAAUAUUGUCUUCUUGUAAAUCAACCCAGCUCAACUUCA
Molecule: messenger RNA, 3948 nt
Organism: Brassica napus (rape)
Lineage: Eukaryota; Viridiplantae; Streptophyta; Magnoliopsida; Brassicales; Brassicaceae
Product: succinate dehydrogenase [ubiquinone] flavoprotein subunit 2, mitochondrial
Exons: 15
Coding region: 234-2123 (629 amino acids)
Biological process (GO): mitochondrial electron transport, succinate to ubiquinone; tricarboxylic acid cycle
Molecular function (GO): flavin adenine dinucleotide binding; succinate dehydrogenase (quinone) activity; electron transfer activity
Source: RefSeq, a predicted model, not a curated record